This is a messenger RNA of Toxorhynchites rutilus septentrionalis, 1343 nucleotides long. RefSeq lists its product as uncharacterized. The record is from RefSeq and is a predicted model, not a curated record. The coding region runs from base 557 to 1006 and encodes 149 amino acids. The transcript has 3 exons. Lineage: Eukaryota; Metazoa; Arthropoda; Insecta; Diptera; Culicidae.
AAUCUUCAGUACAUGAUUGACUGACCCGCCGAUCAGAACACCCAACUAUUCGCUCCAAGAUCCGUAAUCGCAUGUGUUCACCAACGCAGGACAACCAAGCGAAACAGAGAGAGAGCCACAUCAAACGAGAAAGAGCAAAAAACGGCAGAUCUUCGCGUUGUGAUUCGUACUUCUGGUGCUGUUGCUCCAUUGCGCCUUGUCCCUUUCGUGGUUAAUUUCGCGAACCUGUGCCUCCUCCAGGUAGUACUGCCUGCGUACGAACACACGCCUCUUAUAGUCCGGGACUUAGUUGUUGGUUGUUCUCGCAUAGACGCCGUUUGGCGAUAUAUGUAUGGUGUGACGGUCGGAGCCACGAAAGAUCAUUUAAAGGCAGCUGCAAUCAGUGCUCGAUCAAUCAUUGAGUCGCGAGCGUGACACCGUACGGAUCUUGCAAUAACCCAGUGGAAUACUAGCGGAAUUGCGAUUGUUGAAGAUAGUGCCUGCGGUAGGAAGUGCAUUUAGAGGGUCCCAAAAUUUGAACAGAAAAAAUAUCCCGUUUGUAUCAAACAGAAUCAAAAUGAAGUGUUUCAUCUUGUCAGUGCUAGCCAUAGUUUUUUUGGUCCAAAAUAGUGGCUGCAGCCCUGCCAGAUACCAAAAUCUGCCGAAGAAGGACGGAUAUGUACCGGUGUACAUCCGUGUCGGAAAUACUCCCCUCGAGCAGAUCAACCACGAGCUGGCGGCCGCUUUCCAGGAGAGUAACGCACGCAGCAUCCGAGGAACCCUCAUUCAGGAACUCAACCGUAAAACCCGUUUCUCGUCGGAAUCUAGCAGCGCAUCGAGCGAGGAAACGAAUAACGUUAACGUCAUCCUGAAACGUCUGAACCCCAGCAACAGAAACGUCACCGAUUUUAACUCCAGCUCCGAUGAAUCCAACUCCUCCGAGCAGUUGCUGCUGAACGAGAUUGCCGCACUCGUCAAAUCAACGUCAACCGACAAAUCAGCUGCCGUAGGAAACAACAUUAUUUAAGUUCGGCUUAGUCCUUCUCUCAGCCGGGGGAGCAAAAAAAUACGGCGCAAACAGAGCAGAGCGCACGGCCAUUGGAUGACUGAGGGCGUCUCGAAGCGACGAUGUGAUUAAAAAUACAAAUUAAUUCCCGACGUGCAUUUUGUAAUCAAUUUUAAUUCUAAGGUUAUUAUCAACAGCCGAGAUUAUACUAAUGUAAACAAAACGCGCUGCAAGAUUACUUUUACUUCCAAGAAAACAAUCUUUGUACUUCCCCUGGAAAUGGUGUGGAAAAAAUAUGAGCCAAUAAUUUGGCACUGAUAACGGGAGGUAAUAAAAUGGUUAAUAUUUAGGAAAAAUA